AUGAAGAAUCUGAUCAAACUCUCCGUUGCUAGAAAUGAUUUAGUUGGGGGAAUUCCAUCUUCUUUGGGAAACUUGUCAUCAUUGGACUAUCUCAGACUUCAACAUAACCAUUUGGAAGGAGGUAUACCCUAUGCUUUAGGCAGAUUAUCGAGCUUGAAAAUAUUUUCCAUUGCUGAAAAUAACCUGUCCGGUAUCAUGCCUAGUUCCAUCUACAAUCUUUCCUCUUUGACACAUGUUAGUAUGGGUCGAAAUAACUUAUCUGGUGGUCUUGCACCUCAGCUCGGUUUCGUUUUUCCGAACCUUGUAACACUGUAUCUUGCAGAAAACCAAUUCAAUGGAAGACUUCCGAGAUCAGUCUCUAAUGUCUCUGGUCUAAACCAGCUUGACAUCAGCUCAAAUGGCUUCAGUGGAUUAGUUCCUGAUGAUCUUGGAAAGCUUCGAAAUCUUCUGCUGUUCGAUGUUCACGAUAACGACCUUGGACUCGGGACAGCAGGAGACUUGGAUUUUCUUGCUUCUCUAAGAAAUUGCAGUGGAUUGCAGUAUUUGUUCAUCCAUGGGAAUAGAUUAGGAGGGAGGUUGCCAGACACCGUGGCAAAUUUAUCAGCACAGCUUGAAGCUCUUAAAAUGGGAGGGAAUCCGAUUUCUGGAAGCAUUCCUCAAGGAAUUGGUAAUCUUUACGGGCUUGAGGUUUUUUAUUUCGGGGAAAGCUUGCUUACAGGGAAACUUCCUGUUUCCAUUGGACAGCUUCAGAAUCUUGGCCAGUUAGACAUCUCUUUGAAUCAUUUAUCAGGUGAAAUUCCAUCCUCCAUUGGCAAUCUUUCUCGAUUGUUGUACCUUUACUUAAACGGUAACGAUUUUGGGGGAAGGAUUCCAUCGACUCUCAGGGGAUGCAAAGAUAUGGAGAAGAUGGAUCUUUCGCUAAAUAAACUCGGUGGUACGAUACCGGAUCAGCUGGUUGCUGCUUUUCAAAGUUUGAUUACUCUGAAUUUGUCUUACAACUCUUUCAAUGGUACCUUUCCAUCAGAUAUUAGGAAUUCAAAGAAUCUCGUAGAGUUAUAUGUUGAUAACAACAGUUUCUCAGGAGAAAUUCCAGAGCAGUUUGGUGAGAUUUCGGAACUAAAAAUCUUGCACAUGCAGGGAAACUACUUUCAAGGUAGCAUUCCUCGAUCUCUCGGCUCUUUACGAGGUCUCGAAAUCUUAGAUCUCUCUGGUAAUAACUUGUCUGGACCAAUACCGCUUGAACUUCAAAAGCUUCCAUUUUUGAAGAAGGGGUUUUCAAGAAUAUCAGUGGAUUCUCUAUUAUUGGGAAUAAGGAUCUUUGUGGGGGAAUUCCUGAAAUAG
Molecule: messenger RNA, 1341 nt
Organism: Hibiscus syriacus
Lineage: Eukaryota; Viridiplantae; Streptophyta; Magnoliopsida; Malvales; Malvaceae
Product: putative receptor-like protein kinase At3g47110
Exons: 2
Coding region: 1-1341 (446 amino acids)
Molecular function (GO): receptor serine/threonine kinase binding
Source: RefSeq, a predicted model, not a curated record